GUUCUGUAUCCUCGGCCAGCUUCGGCUUCGUGACCUCAUAGGACUUCGGAGUACAUAGGCUUAGUGAUCACUGAUAACAUUUGAAGCUCUUUGGUACAUUCCGAUUAUCUGAGCUUCCAUUUCUCAGCUUCAACAACUGAUGCCACGAACUUGCCUGAAGGAUUAUAUGAACUGCAUAACCUACAUAACACAUACCAAAAAUUCUAAUUCUAAUAUACUGUGUUUAUCCUUGAUUAGUCUCUUUUGAAAAGGCUUUGAAAGAAAGGGUUAUAUAGAACAAUUCCAUCAUAUCUACAGCUCAUUAGCACCAAUCGUUAAAAUGAAUACAUUACGGACCUUGAGACCGCUCGCCUCGCGCCUUCAGCCGUACACCCUUCCCAGAACAGUCCGUCAGUUUUCUGCUACGACAAACAGGUCCUACGAGUAUCUCCAGGUAUCAGAGCCUAAGCCAGGUGUCGGACAAGUAACGCUCAACAGGCCCAAGGCUCUCAAUGCCUUGUGUACACCUCUUAUAAACGAACUUAAUGAGGCCCUAGGCGCCUUUAACAAGUCAGACAGUGUCUCGGUCAUAAUCUUGACCGGGUCGGAGAAGGCCUUCGCUGCUGGCGCAGAUAUUAAAGAAAUGGCACCUCUUACCUUCUCGGAAGCCUACACAAACAGCUUCAUCGAGUCGUGGUCCCAACUCACAACCCAGGUCAAGAAGCCAAUUAUUGCCGCCGUGUCUGGCCAUGCCCUCGGCGGUGGCUGCGAGCUGGCUAUGAUGUGCGAUAUCCUGUACUGUACGGAAACGGCCAACUUUGGCCAGCCCGAAAUCAAACUAGGCACCAUCCCAGGAGCUGGCGGCAGCCAGAGGCUCACACGUGCAAUCGGGAAAUCGAAAGCCAUGGAGCUGAUCCUGACAGGCAAGUCCUUCACCGGUGUGAAUGCAGCGGAAUGGGGCCUCGCUGCAAAAGCCUUCCCUAGCUACGAGGCGUUGAUGGAGGGCACGUUAAAGACGGCGGAGACAAUCGCGAGCUAUUCCAAGGUUGCAAUCAUCGCUGCUAAGGAAGUUGUGAACAAGAGUCAGGACCUACCCCUGAGGGACGGGGUUGAGUAUGAGAGACGGGUGUUCCACAGCACCUUUGGCAGCCAGGAUCAGAAGAUUGGGAUGAAGGCUUUUGCGGAGAAGAAAAAGCCCGAAUGGACGCAAACAUAAGCCACUGAAACAUCAUGCACAUUCUAACAUGUAGAUAAUCUACCACAGCAUCAAUACUUCGUAUAAACCACCCAAGGUACAUACAUAAUGUAACUCAUAGGGGUGACCUAUGUAAGUACAUAUGUACGGUACCACUCCAUUGGCUGUACAUGUGAGUUUAGGUGGGGGGUUUAUCGGAUAGGGCUGAUCGGGGGAUUUUGGCCUCCAGACUAGAUCGUGGCACGGCCCAUAUACCCAGUAGAUGCAAAUUGUAUAACGGAAUAUCUAACUUGAUCAGGUCAA
Messenger RNA from Hypoxylon fragiforme, 1477 nucleotides. RefSeq names its product ClpP/crotonase. The record is from RefSeq and is a predicted model, not a curated record. NCBI's taxonomy places the organism in Eukaryota, Fungi, Ascomycota, Sordariomycetes, Xylariales, Hypoxylaceae. The transcript is spliced from 2 exons. Gene Ontology annotation, cellular component: mitochondrion. Gene Ontology annotation, biological process: fatty acid beta-oxidation. Gene Ontology annotation, molecular function: enoyl-CoA hydratase activity. The coding region runs from base 320 to 1195 and encodes 291 amino acids.